This is a messenger RNA of Cylindrotheca closterium, 1374 nucleotides long. NCBI's taxonomy places the organism in Eukaryota, Bacillariophyta, Bacillariophyceae, Bacillariales, Bacillariaceae. The record is from the annotation of a GenBank genome assembly.
AUGAGCGUUUUUGACUACAACUUGUACUCUGAGGACCAACCAAAUGUUAACAAUUACGUAGCUGGAGUUGGAUUCUUGCUGAAAAGAUUCAAAGACGAAUCAGACUUCAACCACUAUAUCAACGAGAUGCAACAAAAUGAAACGACCUGCGUUUUUCAGAAGUAUUUGAAUCAAAAUGAUGAUGUGUUCAAUGGUGAAGAUGAUGCCUUUUCGAAUGAUGGUGAUGGUCAAGUUUUGAAUGCAGUGGAGGAUGGAAUCUUUCUUGAUAUGUCACAAACAUCUCGAUGGGCACCUAAUACAGCUCACGUUUCCUAUGAUUUCCGGCGAGGUGAAGGCGGAUACUACUUCUUGAUCUAUCAAAUAUGCUCUCCUCCAAAGGAUGUCACAAUUUACAGCGACUUUGAGCUUGAUUUUCAUUUCUCGAAUCAAGAUUCGUUCAGUAGCGAAUCCUAUCUCUCUGCUGGAGAAAUGAUCUUGCCAAAUAUGUUCUUCUGUUUCUUCCUCCUCUACUCGAUUUGCCUCUAUUUAUGGACAAGAAAUAUUAGCGCGAUUUCCGAAGGGGGAGUUGGGUAUUUUGCAGAUUUAGCAGGAGGACGACCCCUGGUCUACCCAAUUCACUAUAUCAUGUCAUUUCUAUUGUUACUCAAGACCUUCUCCAUCCUCUUCGAGAGUAUUCGAUAUCACUACUUGAGAGUAACUGGACACGCUUCAGUGUGGUCAGGGUUGUAUUAUACGUUUACAUUUCUAAAAGGAAUGAUUCUAUUUACGGCCAUCUUGCUGAUUGGAUCAGGAUGGAGCUUUGUCAAACCAUUCCUUAGUGAUCGAGAGAAAAAGAUGAUUUUUGCAAUUUUGGUGCUUCAAGUGAUCAACAACAUUGCUAUCGUUGUGCUAACGCAAGAGACAGAGGGAGAAGUGGCCUUCGAUAGAUGGACUGCUGUCCUUCAUCUGGUAGAUAUCAUUUGCUGUUGUGCUGUGUUGAUUCCAAUAGUUUGGCAAGUCAACACUCUAGAAAAGAACAUCGAAUUGAGCAACAAUUCACAUGCAGAUGUCAACGAUACCAGUGAUGCCAUCAUUUCAGAGGAUGAAUUUGAAAACGAACCUUUAAAAGGUCGGCCGACCGAUCAAAAGUUGGCCUCAAAACUCAAAUUGUUCCGAAGUUUCUACUUGCUUGUUGUUGCUUACAUUUAUACCACGAGGAUCGUGGUCUACAUCUUUGCUUCUACGCUGGACUAUCGUCACCAGUGGGUGAAGCAUUUUGUGAUUGAGGGGGUGACGCUUGCAUUUUAUGUAACAGUGGGUGCGCUGUUCAAACCGAUGGGUGAAAAUCCGUAUCUCUCCCAACAAGGUACCGCCGAAGUUGAACUGACGUUGUAA